Hemicordylus capensis (graceful crag lizard) is the source of this 815-nucleotide messenger RNA. RefSeq names its product ERH mRNA splicing and mitosis factor (gene ERH). Lineage: Eukaryota; Metazoa; Chordata; Lepidosauria; Squamata; Cordylidae. Bases 55 to 453 code for a protein of 132 amino acids. The transcript is spliced from 4 exons. The record is from RefSeq and is a predicted model, not a curated record.
GGGCAAAUUUUGAAAGAAUGAUUUCUGAAUGAGUUGCUUAACUAGUAUAUCGAAAUGAGACCAAUGAAGAUCCUUUUGCCCAGGAGGAAGACCGCUGGUCGCAAUGCCCUGGACAAUCUUUAUACAAGUUGCUACUUUCAGUCUCAUACAAUUUUGCUUGUUCAGCCUACCAAGCGGCCAGAGGGCAGGACUUAUGCUGAUUAUGAAUCUGUGAAUGAGUGCAUGGAAGGAGUCUGUAAAAUGUAUGAAGAACACCUGAAGAGAAUGAAUCCUAACAGCCCUUCAAUAACAUAUGAUAUUAGCCAGUUAUUUGAUUUCAUUGAUGAUUUGGCUGACCUUAGCUGCCUUGUUUAUCGUGCUGAUACUCAGACAUACCAGCCCUACAAUAAAGACUGGAUAAAGGAGAAGAUCUAUGUCCUCCUCCGCAGACAAGCUCAGCAAGCAAGCAAAUAAUGAGACGUCAUGAUUGACGGGGGCUUUGAGGGAGGGUUUGGACAACAGGUGUGUACAGCGUGCUGUAGUGGAAGUUUUGUAUUGUAGUCCUGUUCAUUCUUGUUAGUCUGUAUCUGGCACGGAAUCUUUUUAGAAUUAUGAGGGACUUCCUCAGUUUUACUUUGCAGAAGAAAUGCCUUCUGCAGGUAUUUAGUUUCCUUUUCUCUCUGCUUAGAUAAAAGUUCUAUUUUUGUUCAAAACCCCCAGAAUUGUUUGCAUCUGCUUCAUCACACUUGCUGUAUGUACCCCUCUCUGUGGGUUUUUGAUAUUAUUAUUUGGAGCAGUCUGUCUUUGUGGAGAAUGAAAUAAAUGCUCUUUAGUUA